Drosophila hydei is the source of this 422-nucleotide messenger RNA. RefSeq lists its product as uncharacterized. The coding region runs from base 113 to 358 and encodes 81 amino acids. Lineage: Eukaryota; Metazoa; Arthropoda; Insecta; Diptera; Drosophilidae. The record is from RefSeq and is a predicted model, not a curated record. The transcript has 3 exons.
CACUAAGCCAUUUAGUAUUAAGAUUAAACAAUUAAUUGGCCAUACCAGUCAAUUAGAGUUGUUCGCUUCUGUUGCUGCGGUUGUGAAGUGUUUUCAAGUGAUAUUCGACAAUAUGCUUAAUAACAUUAUCAAUUUCGCCAAUUACUGGUGGUUUCGCUAUCUAAUGGUGACUGAGCUAUAUGUAGUCGAAAAAUGGGAGCGUGUAACAAUACACGCCAUAUUUAUGAUUCUCUUCUGCGUGUUCUGGUACUUCAACUACUCUGUGCUGCUAUCACUAACUGGAAAUCUAUUUAAAUACACGCCAAUUGGAAACAUUUUGCCUGCAAUGCCACAAGCUGCGGGCAUCAAAGUCACAUAAUGGCUUUGGAAGCUAAAUACUAAUAGCUAAUAAAUUUUCUGCAAAUAAUAUUAGCUAGAUUGCU